AUGUACGAUAGCUUCGCCGGGAAAGUUUGUAUAUUCCAAAUAAGCUUUUNUAAAGGAGAUAGUCGCUUAUCGUUGACUGAACGUUAUGGUACUCGAAGUAACUAUGAAAAGGCUGUGGCUGCAGCAGCCAAUGAACUUGCUAAGCAACGCUUACUACUUCCUGCCGAUGUUCAAGCGUAUAUUACUGCCUCACAACAAACUAUUCAAGUUAUCAACAGUCCAACAUAUGGAAAUUAUACGUGGUAA
This is a messenger RNA of Adineta ricciae, 246 nucleotides long. The record is from the annotation of a GenBank genome assembly. NCBI's taxonomy places the organism in Eukaryota, Metazoa, Rotifera, Eurotatoria, Adinetida, Adinetidae.